AUGCGGCCUUGCAGAAAUUGUUUACAAAUCGGCAUCUUCAGUGCCCGAAUAGUAAAUGUCUUCUCGGGCACGCGUAUACCAAGCGUACACACGUCUACUCUUAUAAACACAUCAUGUUGAUAUUGCUUCCCGUCUUCCUUUUUUACCUGGUGCCCGACUUGAACGUUGCAAUGCAACGAUAAAAAGUUUUGUGCUAUCAGUACUCUCGAUCCACACCGCAAAACCUCGUUGAAGUUCUCAUUCAUUGGAAUUUAAUGCCUCGAGCCGUCAAAGUUGCGGUAGUAGGCACUGGAUUGGCAGGUCUCUCUGCUGCUUAUUUGCUAUCGGGUUCGUCUACGGAGGUAGACUUUGAGGUCCAUGUCUUUGAAAAGUCUUCGACAUUGGGAAUGGACUCGUCCUCUAUCACCCUACCUGUCCCAGGCAAAGAACAAAAAUGGCGCAUCGAUGUUCCAAUGCGGUCAUUUCAAUCAGGUUACUAUGAUACCCUCAUUUCUCUUUACAAACAUAUUGGGAUUUCAUUUCGGAAAACAGACUUUUCGUACUCGUUCUCGCGUCUAAUACCCGAGACUGUUUACGCGUCUAGAAAAAUCACUACAGAUGUGAUAUACAAUGGUAAUUCGGGAAUCGCAGGCAUGAGCAUCCCCUCAUCGAUGAGGUUAAACGAAAAAGUGCUUUCGUCGAUCCAUGCAGCAGCAAGCGGAGCCUAUGCUUAUGGGAUUUUCAUGUUGAUGUGCUUUAAAUUGUUGAUCUUGUAUAUCAGGGUCCUGUUUCUUUCUAUCCCCAUUUUCCGACCCCAGGGUGUCGAGGAAAUGACCUUCCGUACUUGGUCGGCAUCAACAACUCCUCGAGGCUUCAUAGCACAAUGUACGAUGCUGGAUCUUGCGUGGGUCGAAUUCACACAAGACUUGCUGGUUCCUCUCUUCUCCGCUGUCUGUACAGCCCCCGAAAGCAAUGUCUAUGAUCAUCCAGUCGAAGAGUUUCUGGACUACAUAUGGUUAACAUUGGGGUACCACCAUUAUGUAGCGCUCAAUGGUGUCCAAGAGGUUGUUUCGAAACUCAUUGCUGGCGUUCAGCACGUACAUUUAUCAUCACCUAUAUCAAGCAUCCGAAUGAAUCCUGAUGAUCCCACUACAUCGUCAAUACAUGUUUCCACCGGCAGCAGGGUUCAAAUUCACACUGGAUUCCACCAUAUCAUAUUUGCAACCCAGGCCAUCCGUGCUGUUCCACUCUUGGAGUCCUUUGUAUCAUCAUUACCUCCGCAUGCGAAGGCCAAACGACGUGCUGUGGAGGAACAAAUCGCUUGCCUCCGCCAAUUUACGUAUUGCUCAACUCUAGUGAUCAAUCAUACCGAUUCUUCAUUAAUGCCAGAUAAUGUCGAAGAUAAACGCGAUCUAAAUUUGAUCUCUCUCGACCAUGAUGCGCCUUCUCUCGUUACUGAUGUGAAGGAGGUGAAAUCAUCAAAGACAGAAGUAGAAGAUAGCUGGUCAUUACGGUGUUUGCCACCUUCAUAUACGAUGGCGACACAUGUUCUGACGCCUCCGGAAGGUUACCCUGCUCAUCUACCAGCCAUAUACCAAACAACAAACCCUAUAAUCGAGCCCCGAGAAACUAGGAUAUUGAGUGUAGCUACUUUGGAACGCGCCGUCCUAACGGUGCAAUCCAAGCGAGCACUCAAAUGUCUGUAUGUGAGAUAUAGCAGGAAGUGGUGGCACACUGCUAGUCAGGGAAAAAGUGGACUCGGGCCAUUGCAGGGAGCAAAACGAGGCAACGAACUCAAGCAGACGCCAGGGAUAUGGAUAUGUGGAUCGUUUGCUUACUCCGGUAUUCCAUUGCUAGAAGGAUGUGUAGUGAGUGCGAGAAACGUCGUCGAACAGGGUAUUUGGAAGAGUGAAGGUGUUCGAGGGCAUAUACCAUGGUGAAUUGGUUGGUUUGCAAUGUGUAUUAAUAAUUUGGAAAU
Messenger RNA from Lentinula edodes (shiitake mushroom), 1957 nucleotides. RefSeq lists its product as uncharacterized. The transcript is spliced from 4 exons. NCBI's taxonomy places the organism in Eukaryota, Fungi, Basidiomycota, Agaricomycetes, Agaricales, Omphalotaceae. The record is from RefSeq and is a predicted model, not a curated record. Gene Ontology annotation, molecular function: oxidoreductase activity. Bases 255 to 1919 code for a protein of 554 amino acids.